Hyalella azteca is the source of this 1853-nucleotide messenger RNA. Its product is annotated as putative mediator of RNA polymerase II transcription subunit 26. The record is from RefSeq and is a predicted model, not a curated record. The transcript has a single exon. The annotation marks the transcript as partial. Lineage: Eukaryota; Metazoa; Arthropoda; Malacostraca; Amphipoda; Hyalellidae. Gene Ontology annotation, molecular function: protein dimerization activity.
UCCGUAGCGACAACAACGCGUCGCUCUUCAUCUCAGUUCGUCACGAACCGUCCGUACUAAUUCCUGUCCUGCACCACGCCCUGAGUUGGAGCACAGAAUAUAGAAAUCCUGAUCUGCGGCAUACGAUUCCAGCGUAAUCCUGAUUUGGGGCAUACGAUUCCAGUGUAAUCCUGAUCUGCGGCAUACGAUUCCAGCGUAAUCCUGAUUUGAGGCAUAUGAUUCCAGCGUAAUCCUGAUUUGGGGCAUACGAUUCCAGCGUCUUGCCUGAAAGUUUGCAAAAGUGGUAAAGAAAACUUCUCUGCAGACUGCUGGUGCUGAAGGAAAGUGCUUUGCAGACUGCUGGGGCAAAAAAGUUCUCUGCAGACUGCUGGUACGGAAGGAAAGUGCUUUGCAGACUGCUGGGAGGAAAACUUCUUUGCAGACUGUUGGUGCGAAGGGAAGUUGCACUGCAGACAGCGGUUACCAUUAAAAAGUGUGUUUGCCACGGAUCGGCUGCCCUUUUGAAUCACGCGUGUCAGGCAUAAGUGCCUUCACAAUUGAUUGUCACAAUUUGUUGUUAGAGAAAAACGUCAAAAAGAGUUUUUUUUCAAAGUAAAAACUUUAAAUCUUUCUUCUCUAAUUGUGAAGUGAACAUUAGGCGUUAUCCUAUCCUUGAGUUAGUGAAGCGUGUUCAACUGUGCAAAAAGUUUAUAAAUACACUAAAUUUAUUUGGACUGAUGAGUGAAAGUGAACUGCAUGUGGUAUCAUCAAAGUGCUCUUCGGUUUGUGAGUGGAAAAUUUUGAAGUAAUUCCCUAUUGAAACAAAAUUGGUUCGAGAGGCGACAAUAAAAAUUUAUAGCAAGAAUUGCACUAAAUUCAAACGAAUCUUUUCAAAUUUAAAAUUCCAAUUACGAAAUCUGGCUGCAAAUUCUGAUUGAUUAGCGCCGUUUCUCCUGCAAGAAAAGUGCGAAGACAACAUAUUGGUAAUUUUUGAAAAAAAAAUUGACGUGUGAAUCCUAUGAUCUGUUGGAGGUUUGUUAAAUUUGCAAGAAGAUAAAUUAUUGUUGAUUUGUGUUUGUCACGAAUCGACAGAACUGAACCUGAAGUUCUUCAUUAAACUGAAUUAUCAAUUCGUUGAAUUUGCUAGUAAAAUGUUGAACCUCGAUGAGCAAGCGACGCCUCUGGGGUCUUGCCCUUCCCGCAAGGGGAGACGCAGGAACAACAACAAGAAGAAGAGGAGUCGCGACCAAACUCCUGCUGUGGAAGAACCCAAUCGACCCGAUCACCUUCCUUCUACUUCCUCCCGCCGCAGACGUGGGCCGGGCGAUCAAAAUUCUUCUGCCAUCCGAGACGCUCCCCGGCCAAAGGGCACGUCUGCGUCACGGCUGGAGGAACUGCGUCUGUACAUGGACAAGUUGAGGGAACUUGUGCCUCAUAAGCACGACAGGGAAGACCAGCCGGAAGACCUUAUCCAGAAGACCAUCGCGUACAUCUGUGAACUCCAGAAGACCCUUGAAAACCACCCUCGCUUGCAGGGCUUAGACCCGAGGGUCAUUGCCGCCCCUGGCAACGCUCUGCCUCCGAUGGAGAUGCAACAACUGCUGUUGCAGCAGAGAAAGCAGCUGCGACUACAGCAGUUGCAGCAGCAGUAUUUGCAGCAGCUGCAACAACAGCCGCCUCAGCAACAGCAACGUUACCACCAGAUGCAACAGCAACAGCCGUACUUCCCAUUCGGGGACUCAGAACAGCUGUUCCAACCCCAGCAGAACCAACACCAGCUAACACAACAACAGCGAUACCGGCAGCAGUACCAGCAGCAACCACAACAGUACCAACAGCAACCACAACAGUACCAGCAGCAACCACAACAGUAC